GUCCUACGUAUUAAAAGAGGCUCUAGUUUGUUUUUGCGGGAGUUAUUAGCGUACUGACAUGCGAGUUAUCGGCAAGCUGUUUCGUGGUGUUGUUUUGUAAAAUUUCAAAUGGACUCUUUGCAAAGACAUCGCUCGCUUUAUAAAGCAACAACCCCGCCAUGGAAGGAAGUAUUCCGCAAGCGCUGCGUUGAUAGGUUAGAUGGUAGCCGGGCGAGGUUGCUUGACAGAUAUCGAAAGACUGGUGGCGAUGAUCCCACAGCGUCCUACAUUGCCCAGGAGGUCAUGGAGAAGGAGUGGAUUGUUCUACAGUCAGAGAAUCGGAGAUUGCCAUCCCUUUGGGGCUCCGAUGGCAUUGCUGAGGUGCACACGGAUAUGAAGGAAUGUGAUGAACAGGCAUUUUUCGAAGAAAUCCAGCAGGAGCUCCAAUCUCACGAAAUGUCUAUCAUUGAAGAGUAUGAGAGGAACCAACAAAUUGAGCAGCAAUACGUAUCGUAUGUUAUGGAAGGGUUGGAAGAAGCAGCCAAGGUGAUUUGUCCAAUAUGUCACACGAAUUACUUGAACAUCAACAGUCAUUUCAUCUCCUGCUCAUGUGGCCUCUACAUAAAUACAGAGAUGAAGAACAUUACCGCAGAUGUCCUACGGCAGCUUCUCGAAUCCAGAGUUUUGGAGCACAUGGAAGGAUGUUCCUCUAAUCCUGUUUUUUCAUUGGCUCCCAAUGUCGAGUCCUCUCCCAACCUGCUGAUAAGCUGCAAGACAUGUGACUUCCUCUCCAUCGUCCUAUGAUUUUUGGAAGACUACUUUUUAUUUAUACUCAUGUAAAUCUUUGUGUAAAUAAAGGCUACUUUUCGAUUUAGACUUUUGAGUUUAUCUUCUGCAGAAGUCCAUCCAUUUAAACUGAGACGGUGGUAGAGAAUG
This is a messenger RNA of Corythoichthys intestinalis (scribbled pipefish), 915 nucleotides long. RefSeq names its product RPA interacting protein (gene rpain). The transcript is spliced from 7 exons. Lineage: Eukaryota; Metazoa; Chordata; Actinopteri; Syngnathiformes; Syngnathidae. Gene Ontology annotation, biological process: protein import into nucleus. The record is from RefSeq and is a predicted model, not a curated record. The coding region runs from base 109 to 783 and encodes 224 amino acids. Gene Ontology annotation, cellular component: PML body; nucleus.